AAACGAGGGGAUGUAGCAGUGAGGAAAAUAGUGGACAGGAAGGCAGGAAAGGAGAGUCCUGAAAAGUUACAGCGAGCUGUAGCUGCCAGAGGACCUGAAGAAGAAGCAGCAAAACCUGUGAAUACUAAGACUGUUUCUUCCAGUAAUGAAGGGGAAAGUUCCAGUCAUAGCACUGAGACACAGUCAGCUGAAGAAGCUGCAGACCUCCCAACAAAGCCUACCAAGAUCUCCAAGUAUGGAUUUCCCAUAGGUAGUUACACAACAAAGAAAGCAUCAGACAUGUCAUCAAACUUGGAUCAAGCAAGCCUUAAACUCUUCCAACUCCUGCUCCAAAAACUUUCAGUAGCAGCAGCUUUUAAUGAAGAUGAAGAUAGUGAACCAGAGGAAAUGCCUCCAGAAGCAAAGAUGAAGAUGAAGAAUAUAGGAAGGGAUACACCAACAUCAGCUGGACCAAACUCCUUCAACAAAGGAAAGCAGGGGUUUUCUGAUAACCAGCAGCUAUGGAAGCAAAAUAUAAAAUCUCAUCUUGGAAAUGUCCAUGACCAAGACAAUUAAAUGAUGUUUUGAA
Molecule: messenger RNA, 568 nt
Organism: Callithrix jacchus (white-tufted-ear marmoset)
Lineage: Eukaryota; Metazoa; Chordata; Mammalia; Primates; Cebidae
Source: RefSeq, a predicted model, not a curated record